CGCGGCGCGGCCUGCCCUGUGCGGCCUCCUUUUCCCUUCCCUGGCCUUCGCUUCUCUUCUUCCCCUUCAGAGCCCUACGUCUUCCUUCCUGGGUUUCCCUGUCCGCUUCCCCCGUGUGGUUUACCCACUUCGGUCUCCGCCUUCCCCGGCUUUCUCCUUCCCGGUCUACUCUUUUCCUUCUCUGGCCUCCUUCUCGGGUCUCCUCUUCCCCAGCCUCCUCAUUCCCUUUCCCUACCCUCUUCCCCAACCUCCCCCUUCCCCUUUCUCGGUCUCUCUUUCCUGGGCCCAGCCUCUCUUUCCUGGCCUCCCCUUCAGAGCCUCCUUUUCCCUCCUUCCCAUACCCUUUCCGUCCUCAUUUUCCCCAGUCUCCUUCCCUUCCCAGCUUUCUCCUCCCCUUCCCCCAGCCUCUAGCCUGGCCCUGCACCCUGCCCUUGUCACCCUGUUCCUAUUCAUAGAUAGGUUCUGUCCUAGAGCUGUUUCUCUAGAGCGGGCCUCUCAGGCAGCCUUCUCUGCGGGCAAUCACGGCCAGGAUUGCCUCACAGAGAACAGAGGCCCUGGUGACCCGACGUGUGGUUAGGCCAGUGCUGUUGAGACAGUAACCACUUCCUGUUUGGGGGACUCCCAGAUGUACAGUCCUCUGCGAUUGGACUGGUCAUUAGGCCUGGGCAUGUUUGUUGAUAGCUUUGGCCUGAGCCUGCCAUGUGCUGUGGCUUUAUUCCUAACUUCAGGACAGGACUGCCCUGUCCAGUAGUGAAGGCUGUGGGUCUAGCCUUGACACUUCUUAGGCCUGCAAUUUUCUUUUAAUAGAUUUUGCAUCUUAGAGCAGUUUUAGAUUCAUAGCAAAAUUGAGCAGAAAGUGGUUUCUACUGCCCACCCCUCAGGCCAGAGCUGCCACAGUGGGGUGUUUUCCAGUUACCCCUCCUGUUCUGUGGGCUGAACAAAGGUGCUGGGACAAUGGUUCCUCAGCCUAGUGCCUUCUUUUGGUCCUGGGAUCAUUAAAGGGCUCUCUGGGACCUUUCUCUUACAUUUGGGUGCACUCAGUUUUGAACCACCCAGCAAGUGGGUGGACACAGUGGGAGAAGACAAGAUCCAGGCCAAGUGUGGGAGUCCUCCGCCCUGGGCCUUGCCCUGUGCCCCAGGAUAGAGCCCUGCCUCUGUGUCUGCCCACCAGCUUGCAGUCUGGGUGAAGCCCUGGCACCUUGUUUUCAAAGAUUUUUUCAUUUUUUUCUAUCCUGUGUUGCCAGGAUCAGAGGCCUUGAGUUUAGUUGAUUUCUCUAGGCUUAGGGAGAAAUAUUGGCCUCUCCUCUAUGAUCUCAAAUAGCCUGAAGGACAGUCUUGUUCUGGAAUUUUCUGGGUAUUAAACCCUGACACACUAUAAAUACAGACCAGUCAGGUUGCAUCUAGUUUUGUAAUUGUGCUAUGAAUGCCUUGCUUUUUGAAAUCUGUUGUUUGCUUUAGGAAGAGACUUGUUCUUCCCUUUAGUUUUACCAUGGUAAAUUCUACCAAAAUGAGACCUGCACGCUUGGUAGUCACAGGGGCAAGUUUAACAAAGUUGAGCUGUCACUAACUGCAUUUCCAAAAGCUCUGAGUUGUCACAGCCCCUUUAAUCUGACUGUUGAAGGAUCAGCCAAAAGCAGCAGGUGCUAGCAUUGACUGGGGCCUUCUACCCUGAUGGUCAGUUCCAGCCACACAUCUGUGCACACUCAUAGCACUUAGAAUUCACCCUGUCCUUUGGUUUUUGGGGGAAUUUGUGUUAUGAAUAUUUGCCCAGUGACUAAUAAAUAAAAAGACCCAUAAAAAUGGGUCUUCUCAAAAAUAGGCACUGCGUUCCUUUGUUCUGAACCAGCCCUGCCUUGACUAGAGAUUUGCUUAACUUAGUAUUUAUUCGAUGAGCCCCUUGGUCCAGGGUGUGUCUCGGUGACAAGAUGGUGACAGAUAUAUGUCCCAGAGCAAACACGCAGAGGCCCGAGAGCUCAUGUACUCAGGAGCACUGCUCUUCUUCAGUCACGGCCAGCAAAACAGUGCUGCAGACUUAUCUAUGUUAGUCUUGGAGUCCCUGGAGAAGGCAGAAGUGGAAGUGGCUGAUGAACUGCUGGAAAAUCUGGCUAAAGUAUUUAGUCUGAUGGAUCCAAAUUCUCCGGAGCGAGUGGCUUUUGUGUCCAGAGCCCUGAAGUGGUCCAGUGGAGGGUCCGGGAAACUGGGCCAUCCCCGGCUCCACCAGCUGCUGGCCCUCACGCUGUGGAAAGAACAAAACUACUGCGAGUCUCGGUAUCACUUCCUGCACUCCACUGACGGCGAGGGCUGCGCUAACAUGUUAGUGGAGUACUCCACCGCCCGGGGCUUCCGCAGUGAGGUGGACAUGUUCGUGGCCCAGGCGGUGCUUCAGUUUCUCUGUUUGAAAAACAAGACUAGUGCACUGGUGGUCUUCACAACGUACACGCAGAAGCACCCGUCGAUCGAGGAUGGGCCACCAUUCGUCCAGCCCCUGCUCAAUUUCAUCUGGUUCCUGCUGUUGGCCCUGGAAGGCGGCAAGCUGGCCGUGUUCACGGUGCUGUGUGAGCAGUAUCAGCCGUCCCUCCGGAGGGACCCAAUGUACAACGAGUACCUCGACAGGAUAGGCCAACUCUUCUUUGGCGUGCCGCCCAAGCAGACAUCCUCCUACGGAGGCUUGCUAGGGUUCAGAAGUACAGAGCGCCUGCAUCCCUUCGGCUCCGUGUCUGGUCUCCUGCUGGCAGGCAGCCCAGCCAUUUCACUCCCGGCAGAGGCAGCUGUGCAGGUGCCGGGACACACACCUGCUGCCAUUCACCUUGCAGAUGGCCGCAGGCCGCACCUCACAUGUUCUACUUGCCAAAGCACGCACCACAUGAUGGGAACUUGCUGAGCAGCCUCAUGGGCUCCUCGGAGCAGGAGGAGGGGGAGGAAAGCCAGGAUGACAGCAGCCCCAUCGAGCUGGACUGAGCUGCCGGCCUGCAUGGAGACGCCCAUGGUCGGCACCACCGGACAGUUUCAGGAGCCAGGCCCAGAACGUGGCUCCUCACACCCAGCAGGCUCCUGAUCUGUGGUUGGCGGGGCUGCCUGUAUUGCGUCUGUCCCUAUUUAUGUAAGGUGGCUGAGGGCUGCACAGUCCGCCUGAUGCUGCGUGGCCAGGACUUGAGACUGAGGCCCAGGCUUCUGCGGGCGGCCAUGUCCCUUCAGCUCAAUCACAAUAAAGCGCAGGCCUUGCUGCGGCGUCCCUCUGCCAUCCUUGUCUGUGGUUCCUUGGGGAGGGCUACGGGAUGACAGGCAGCCUAUCGUCAGUGACUAGACUGAUUGCGCCCAGCAUCCCCGCUCCAGGCUCCCAGCACAGCCUGUGGCAUGCAGAGGAGGCAGUGGCCACCAAGAUGGGGACUGAGCCAGCCUCCUGAGGGCCUGUAAACGUGCGCGGGUUUCUCGUUUAUCUUUUAUUGUUUUGAACACGGGGUCGUUUUGCAAUCAUGGUGUACUUACCCCUCACAGAUGGGACGGGUGAGCUGUGGGCUCCUUGCAGCUUGGGCAGCAGCUGGCCAGACCGAUGCUUGCAUGGUCCUUGACUGUGGCUGUGGCCCCAGUGGUGCCCUGACAUGGCCAGCAAAGCUCCUCUGUGCAAGUCCCGAGCCACAGCCCUGCUGCUUUCGCAGGCACCGCGCUGCCUCUCCAGAAACGCCCUUUUAAAGAGGGGCGCUGAGAACUUUCCACGUCCUUCGUGAUGCAGUAUUUAUUUUUAUUGGGUGAUGGAUUUCUUUGACCUAACGUUUCAGGUUUUAACCAAAUAAGCAGUCCAGGAAUGAGCAAAUCUGUCCUUUAUCACUUAUAAUAUUUCACAUGUUACCAGUAUAAUUAUAAAGGGAAACACUUUAUUUUUUCACGAUUAAGAGUUGUAGAUUAAUACACAGUGAUCCUGCAUGGGAAGAAGGGAGAUGUACGUUAUUUACUGUAAAAAUGGAAUUUAAAGGAAGGCUUGUCAAUUGUUGAGUAUAAAUAAAUCCUUUAUACUGGG
This is a messenger RNA of Ictidomys tridecemlineatus (thirteen-lined ground squirrel), 4015 nucleotides long. NCBI's taxonomy places the organism in Eukaryota, Metazoa, Chordata, Mammalia, Rodentia, Sciuridae. The record is from RefSeq and is a predicted model, not a curated record.